Molecule: messenger RNA, 1614 nt
Organism: Aspergillus clavatus NRRL 1
Lineage: Eukaryota; Fungi; Ascomycota; Eurotiomycetes; Eurotiales; Aspergillaceae
Product: chlorohydrolase family protein
Exons: 2
Coding region: 1-1614 (537 amino acids)
Biological process (GO): guanine metabolic process
Cellular component (GO): cytosol
Molecular function (GO): guanine deaminase activity; zinc ion binding
Source: RefSeq, a predicted model, not a curated record
AUGGCCGCAUAUAAUCUCUUCGUGGGAACAUUCAUCCACCUCCCCCGCACCCCCAGCGCGGAUGGGAAACACGCCCUUGACAUCAAUCAUGGCGCGCUCUGGGUUUCUACCUCGUCGGGUCGGAUUGAAGGGUGUGAUUGGAGCGUACGCAGCGACGCGGACAUCCACACGCUGUUGAAGAAGAAUGGUUGGACGCAAGAGACGGUGAAGAUCACCAAGGCCCGUGAGGAGGAGAACGAGUUCUUCUUCCCGGGUUUUAUCGACACGCACAUCCACGCCCCGCAGUACCCCAACACAGGCAUCUUCGGCUCCUCGACGCUCCUCGACUGGCUCGAAACCUACACCUUCCCCCUCGAAUCGUCCUUCAGCAACCUCGCCAAGGCCCGCACGGUCUACGACACCGUCAUCUCCCGCACCCUCGCCAACGGCACCACCUGCGCGUCCUACUUCGCUACAAUCCACGUCCCCGCCACAACCCUCCUUGCCGACCUCUGCCACGCCCGCGGCCAGCGCGCCCUCAUCGGCCGCGUCUGCAUGGAUAACCCGGCGUUCUGCCCGGACUACUACCGCGACGAAUCCGCCGAGGCCUCGCUUGAGAAAACGAAACAGGUCGUGUCGCACAUCCACGCCCUCGCCGCGACCGCUGCCCCAACCCCAGCAACCUCCAACUCCGACACCAAACCCACCCCGACCACCCCCCUCAUCCACCCCAUUCUCACCCCGCGCUUCGCCCCAACCUGCUCCCCAGCCGCCAUGCGCGGCCUCGCCGCCCUCGCCGCAUCCGUCUCCCCACCCCUCCACAUCCAAACCCACAUCGCCGAAAACAAAUCCGAGCUCGACCUCGUCCGCUCCCUCUUCCCAGCACAACCCUCCUACGCCGCCGUCUACGACGUCCACGGCCUCCUCACACCACGCACCAUUCUCGCACACGGCGUGUACCUCUCCGCCCCCGAACGAUCCCUCAUCGCCGCCCGCGGCGCCAAGAUAUCCCACUGCCCCGCCUCCAACUCCGCGCUGGGGUCCGGCAUGUGUCCCGUGCGCGACCUGCUCGACGCUGGCCUCACUGUCGGCCUCGGCACAGACGUCUCCGGCGGCUAUAGCCCGAGCAUUCUCGAGGCGGUGCGGCAGGCGUGUCUCGUCUCGCGGCUUGUGGAGGCCGGGCGGGAGCCGGGGCCCGGACGGGAAACGGCCAGUGCGGUGCUGAGUGUCGAGGAAGGAUUGUAUCUUGCGACGCGCGGCGGCGCCGCCGUCGUCGAUAUGGCGGCCGAGCUGGGCGGCUUCGAGCUCGGCAUGGUCUGGGAUGCGCAGAUGGUGCGGCUGGGCGGGGCGGUGCGGGACGGGGACGCGAGUAGCAAUUGCUGUCGCGCCGCCAACGGUACGGUGGAUGUCUUCGGGUGGGAGUCGUGGGUGGAGAAGGUCCAUAAGUGGGUAUGGAGCGGGGACGACCGCAACGUGCGCGCGGUGUGGGUGCGCGGCCGGCUGGUGCAUUCGCUUGCCUCUGCUGCGUCUACGGCUACGGCUACAGGUGCAUCUGGGUGGACGUGGAAAUGGACAUGGCUCUGCGGGGCUGGGCUGGUGGGAGCAUGGUUUGCGUUUGAUAGAGUCAUGCGGUGA